UCCUUUGAUAAUCCAAUACAAGUAUUUAACUCAAAAAUAAAAACAGAAUUUCAUCCAUACGAUCUUGAUCCAAGAUAAUAAUGGGGAAAACAAGCAAAUGGAUUCGAAGUCUCUUAACCGGAAAGAAAGAGAGAACAAAGGAACAUAUUAUUCAAAGCGAGUGUGGAUUCACUUCCUCCAUUCCAGGCACUCCUAAAGAGAAACGUCGAUGGAGUUUUCGACGUUCUUCAGCCACUGGACCACCACCAGCUUGUGCUAUUACCUUAAAAGAUUCACCGCCACCGCCACCACCACCUCCACCUCCACCUCCACCACAACCAUUAGUGGUCGCAAUCGUGGACAAUGAAAAUGAACAAAUCAAGAACGUUUCAGCCGACGAGAUUGAAGAAUUUGCAGCAAUAAAGAUUCAAGCGUGUUAUCGUUCUCAUUUGGCGAGGAAAGCAUUAAGAGCAUUAAAAGGGUUAGUGAAAUUACAAGCACUAGUGAGAGGUCAUUUAGUAAGGAAACAAGCAACAGCUACACUUAGAUGUAUGCAAGCAUUAAUAACACUUCAAGCCAAAGCUCGAGAACAGAGGAUUCGUAUGAUCGGAGGAGAUUCAACAAAUCCAAGAACAUCGAUUCACAAAACCCGAAUCAAUAACUUUUACCAAGAGAAUGAAGAAAACAUCAAGAUUGUGGAAAUGGACAUUCAAUCGAAAAUGUACUCUCCGGCUCCUUCGGCUUUAACCGAGAUGAGUCCUCGCGCGUAUAGUAGCCAUUUCGAGGAUUGUAACUCUUUCAACACAGCUCAAAGUAGUCCUCAAUGUUUCAGCAGAUUCAAAGAGUAUUACAAUGGAGAUACUUUGUCUUCUUAUGAUUACCCUCUCUUCCCAAACUACAUGGCUAAUACUCAGUCUUCUAAAGCCAAGGCUCGGUCUCAAAGUGCGCCGAAGCAGAGACCUCCUGAGAUCUAUGAGAAACAGAUGAGUGGGAGGAGAAGAUCUUCGAUGGAAGCACCGAGGAACAACGGUGUCCCGAGAGCUGUACGGAUGCAGAGAUCUUCAUCUCAACUAGGGUCAAACACAGCCAAGGAAAGUCAACAACAUCAUCAUCAGUAUUAUCCGUGGAUGGCGAUUAAGCUCGAUAGAUCUAAUAUAUCGCUUAUGGAGAGCGAAUGCGGAUCUACUAGUACCGUUAUGACUAAUACCAACUACGGUAGACAUGUUGAUGUUCAGGGGAACGACAUGUACUGAAAACUAUGAUUUAGUAAUCCUAGACAAGCCUAGAAACCGAAGAGCUCUAUGGUUUGUAGUAUUUGAUCAAAAUAGUUUUAAAGAUGAUGAAGAUUCAGGAAAGAACAAAUCCUUUUAUGUAAAUUAAGAUUGAAGUAGAAG
This is a messenger RNA of Arabidopsis arenosa, 1373 nucleotides long. Lineage: Eukaryota; Viridiplantae; Streptophyta; Magnoliopsida; Brassicales; Brassicaceae. The record is from the annotation of a GenBank genome assembly.